Cucumis sativus (cucumber) is the source of this 1227-nucleotide messenger RNA. Its product is annotated as protein DOG1-like 1. Gene Ontology annotation, biological process: DNA-templated transcription. The record is from RefSeq and is a predicted model, not a curated record. NCBI's taxonomy places the organism in Eukaryota, Viridiplantae, Streptophyta, Magnoliopsida, Cucurbitales, Cucurbitaceae. Gene Ontology annotation, molecular function: sequence-specific DNA binding. The coding region runs from base 112 to 993 and encodes 293 amino acids. The transcript has a single exon.
GAGGAAGGUGGGGGUUGUGUUGGGAGUAGAGAGACAGCAUAAAUAAAGGAAAGCAUUUGUAAGAAAAAACGAAAACAUCACCCCCUCAUUCCUCCCAUCACAUCCAAUUCCAUGGCAACCCAGGAUAUGUGUAGCAGUAGCAGCACCAUCACCACCAAGAAGAAGCAGCAGCAACUACAAGAAGAUGGUUUUUCGAAUACUCACGAGGAACGAUCCCGCUGCUGCUUCGAAGAAUGGAUGCAACUUCAACGCGAAGACUUAACCCACCUCCUCAAAUCCCUUCACCAACCAACAAACAACGACACCACCACCACCACCACCACUGUAAUCCGCAAUUGCAUCUCUCACUUCGAACACUACAUCUCCAACCGCACCCUCUUAGCUCAAGAGCACCCUUCCCCUCUUUUCGCACCCACAUGGUGCACUUCCUUAGAAAAUUCCCUCCUCUGGAUGGCCGGUUGCCGACCCUCCAUUUUCAUUCGCUUAAUCUACGCACUCACUUCCUGUAGUAGUGAACCCUUAAUAACUAAUGAUGAUGACAAUAAGAACGGUAAUAAUACUGUUACUAGUAUAGGGGAACUGUCUCCUAGUCAGAUGACACGUGUGAAUGGGCUACACAUGAGGACGAUAAAAGCGGAGGAGAAACUGACGAGUGAAUUGGCGAGCUGGCAGGAGGAGUUGGCGGAUGAGCCGAUUGCGUUGAUAGCGGCGAAAGGGGAUUGUGGGGAUGAGGUGGUGCUGAAUAAUAUGAUGAAUGAAGAGGCGGAGAUGGCAUUGAAGGAACAUGAGAAAGUUAUGGGAAAAGUGAUUGGGAAAGCGGAUGAGUUGAGGUUGAAUACGAUGAAGGAAUUAGUGUUGGAGAUUUUAAAGCCAACUCAAGCGCUUCAGUUUUUGGUUGCCAGUAAGAAGCUUCAUCUUUCUUUACAUCAAUGGGGAAAACGUAGAGAUGAGAAGCAACGCAGAAUCAGAUGUUAUCACUCAAUCUCUCAUUAAAAUAUAAUAUAAUACAAUAAAUAAAUAAUACUCAACUCUCCUAAACUAUGUCCUCCUCGUCGUCGUCAUCAUCUAACUCUCUCCCUCUCUCUCUCACUACUGUUUUUUUUUUCUUUUUUUCAUAAUUUCUAGAUUAAGAACAUAUAUGUUUGUUUUCUUGUUUUUUAAUUUAUUAAUAUGAUAAUUAGACGCUACCAGACUCUACUCUCAUUACUAAUUUUUUAGUUGAAAUUU